Symbiodinium necroappetens is the source of this 2835-nucleotide messenger RNA. NCBI's taxonomy places the organism in Eukaryota, Dinophyceae, Suessiales, Symbiodiniaceae. The record is from the annotation of a GenBank genome assembly.
AUGGUCUCCACGCACUGGACUGCGGACGAUGGCUCCUUGGGCUUCUCCUCGUGGUCUGAUGCAGUGGUGAUCCGUUCCAAGAGUAUGUCGGAGCGGCCAAAGCCCUUGGAGCAUGACACUGUCAACCAUGAUGCCUACCGCGUCAGCUUCCUUGUGGCUUGGUCUCAGAAGCAGCAGCUCGGUCUCAGUACGAGCGACUUUGAGAAAGGCUGCAGAUGCUUCCGUGUCCGCUACGAGUACCUACCUGGUGAUGAACACUUUGAGCGGCGGAAAUGGCAGCUUUGCCAGGAUGCUUUCACCGGGUCUCAGGUGCAGACGCUGGUUGGUCUCCGAAGAGCACAGGCCGUGCAAGAAGUCGAGCGUCUCUUGCAAAGGUCUGGCAAGUCUUCCUCCGCCGGCGACAUCGAGAAGUGGUUUCGCGCUGGCAACCUCCAGCAGAUGUCGGAGAAGACGAUCCGGGCGAUGCUUCGCAUUGCAAGGAGGUUUGCGACGGUCUCGCCGGAGGGCCCACUCAUCGUGGCCGAGCUCGACAGCAAGUUCCAAACCGAGCACUGCCUGUCCGGGCAUACGAAUCUGGACUUGCUGUGCUCCCGAACCUCAAUCCCCAAGAACAGCACACUUGAAAAUGGUCUUCUGAUGUGGGUCUUGCAGUCUUUGAGAGAGGACAUCAUCAAGGGCUCUCUGGACCCGAACGUGGGAGGACAACUGCUCGGGUCUAUUGUCUCCAUGUACCUCCUCAAGCGGAGGUUGGUCCUGUACCAGGUGAAGAAGUUCGGUGCGGACNNCAAGGCCUUCGGCGAGGCUUUCUCCUCCAUGCAGACCUUCUUGAAGUCCGGUCUCGAACUGCAGCAAGCUUCGUGCCUGGAGUGGCUCAGGCAGGCCCCCGACUACCUGGUGGAGGUCGUGACGUUUUCGGCGAAGGUCUUGAAAGGGCACAAAGCCAUUGACGAGGUCUUGCUGAAACUGGCUAUGGCCGACCCCAAGAUGUCACCGGAGGGCGCUUUGCUGGAGUUGGAGAAAGCCGGCCUGCAUGAUCACCGUGCUCUUGUCGGUCUUAUGGAGGAUGCGAAGCAACCAAAGGUCCCGGAGACAAUCCCCGCCCCGCCGGAGGCUGACAAACAGGCUGCCGCGCAGGAGGUCUCCAAGGACGUCCCCGAGGAACUCCCCGAGGACAUGGGCGACCAGGUCGCUGCAGACGACGAGAAGAAGUCAAAGGAGACUAAGGGCCUGGACCGUUUGCAAGCCUUCCCCCACCUGAAGCACCACAUGGCUGACCUCUUGCAUGACAUCAUCUACAAAAACCCGGACGACAACAAGUUUGCCAACGUCCUGGACGAUGCCAUCAUCAGGAGAAACACCUACGUGCAGCUCCAUGUCACGCCGGAGGAUGCCACUGAGUGGCAAAUGCUGUUGAAAGGUCUUCAUCUUCCAGAAGACGGGCGGCUGCACAAGAUCGAUGCGAAGUGCAUGCACCAAGGGCCUCCUCCAGAAGGCUACGGGCAAGACAUGCACAGAAACAGGGCCGUCCUCCACGACGCAGCCUUCAAGAGGUCUUUGACCACGAUCUUCGGCGACGCGGGCCCAGGCUCGACAGGCGUCCUCGUGCAAGGCGACCUGGUCUUGAUCUGUGAUGGCAGGGUCUCCCGCAACCACCAGACCAUCAACAGGGAGGUCACGAAGCUCAUCAAGAACGAGAAGAAGGAAGGCCAGGGCCAGAUGAGACUUCGGAAGUAUGAGCCGGUCUCCCACCUUCGCUUCUUGUACCACAACCGGGAGUUCGAGGGCCGCCGGAUGUCUAGGUCUUGCAGUGGCACGUCCAAAGGUGCAAACCCUGAGCCGCUGGAGAACGUCUCCGUCAUUUGGACAAAAGACGUCGCUCUGGAACUCCGAGAGCGGAAGUUUGUGGACUUGCCAGGAAACAACAAGGCCAGAGGGUGGGCGUCACAGGCCUUGAAGGGCGACGAGGACUACAUGGUCUCGCUUUUGCCGCGGGACUGUCUUCAAGCUAUGGCUGACGGUACUGAAGCUCCCAAGCCUCCACGUUCGGACAGUGAGGAGUCUGGCCCAGAAGAGAAGGAGACUGCAGAGGUCUCAGUCCUACCCCUUCAUCCUUGGGAAGGAACUGAGGAGCAGGCUCGCGAGAUCGUCCAUUGCUUCUUGCCCAAGAAGACGUCGGUCAUCAUCGACUACUUUGCCGGUCUCGUCUCUGCGGUGGCCUGUGCACGGGACAAGGUCCGUUACAUCGGCUUCGUCAGGAACACGACGUCUCUGUCCGUGUUGUCGGAGAUGGUGCUGCUGAGGAUUGUCCUUGACAUGGUGCAAGACCGUGCCGAUGGCUUCAGGAGGGCCACCAGGCAUCUCAGCAAGUCGCUGAGCCUCGGAGGUGAGUCGGCUCCUACCGAAAAUGCCCGCAGUCCUUUCACGGCCUCGCCGAAGUUGUCAGUGGACGAGGAGCAGGAGCGUCUUUGCUCCGGCAUGCCAAAGGUGUUGAAGGACCUGAAGCUGUCAACCUUGGGAGUGCGGGCGCCACACAUCAUUUACCGCCACGCCUUGGAUGAAGAUAUGACCUUCGCAACGAGAUUCGGUUUUCCCUCCUCCGAGUUUUACCGUGCCCCUUGGUCUCAGCAGAAGGAGUUCUGGCUGGUCUUCAGAAGUGAGCUGGUGGCGUCAGCUUUCUUCAGCCACGAGGAGGACCGUGAUCAACGGGAUUUUGCUGAGCUCGAGGAUCGCUUGAAGGAGGUCUACUUAUUGCCCCCCGCGCAGGAGCUCGACUUCUUGAAAUCCGACAAGAAGUACCUCGACCUUCAUCAGCAAUCGAAUGAGUCAGACAGUUGA